Molecule: messenger RNA, 3503 nt
Organism: Gekko japonicus
Lineage: Eukaryota; Metazoa; Chordata; Lepidosauria; Squamata; Gekkonidae
Gene: EPN3
Product: epsin 3
Exons: 10
Coding region: 520-2469 (649 amino acids)
Biological process (GO): endocytosis
Cellular component (GO): plasma membrane; endosome; clathrin vesicle coat
Molecular function (GO): phospholipid binding; clathrin binding
Source: RefSeq, a predicted model, not a curated record
GCUGCACCUUCUCCGGCCGGAGAGUCUCCUCCCGAGCGCGAACUUGCAAGGGUGGAGAGCGAGUGGGAGCCGACUGGCUCACUGGGCUCCUUUCCCAACGGGAUGGAUUUAGGACGUGGUGCGAGGCUGAACCAACGUCUGGCUCCUCGAAUCUGCUGCCGGGAAAGCUAAGGCGACUGAGGAUGGGACCAGCAGCGGACUGCAGAAACUGCUCCUGACUCCACAGCGGGAGGUGAAGCCCGAGGUCGCGCAUCCGAUCCAGACAUCAGGCCGCCCGAGAGGAUGAAUUCCCUCUGCGAGGAGCCUGAUCCGUGACCCUCCUCCUUUCCAUCUCGCGGAGCUGCAAAGUCUCGGGGGAAGGGAGCGGCCCCCCAGUGGAAAGAUCAAUCUACACGCUGAAAACUAAUGCCGUUUAGUUGAUGGUGCUGGGGCUUUGAUUCUCCCUCUGAGUUCCUAUCCAUUUUUCCUCCAUUGCUUUGUUUCUUACUGUAAGUUGAGAACGUCCUCCAGGGUUCAGCCAUGACUACGUCUGCCUUGCGUCGGCAGGUAAAAAACAUUGUGCACAAUUAUUCUGAGGCCGAAAUCAAGGUGCGUGAGGCCACUUCCAAUGAUCCCUGGGGGCCUCCUAGUUCCUUAAUGUCUGAGAUUGCAGACUUGACCUUCAACACAGUGGCAUUUGCAGAGGUCAUGGGUAUGAUCUGGAGGCGGCUGAAUGAUAGCGGCAAGAACUGGCGUCACGUCUACAAGGCAUUGACUCUUCUGGACUACCUCAUCAAAACAGGCUCAGAGAAAGUGGCUCAUCAGUGCCGGGAGAACUUGUACACCAUUCAGACUCUAAAGGAGUUCCAAUACAUAGACCGUGAUGGCAAGGACCAGGGCAUAAAUGUUCGGGAGAAGGUCAAGCAGGUUAUGAGCCUGCUGAAGGAUGAGGAGAGACUGAAGCAGGAGAGAACUUAUGCCCUGAAAACCAAGGAGCGGAUGUCUCUUGAGGGCAUGGGCAUCAGCAGCAGCAACAGCCAGCAGCUUUCCUAUGGACGACGAGCUUCACAGUAUGGCGAUGACUAUGGAAGGUCAAGAGGUUCUCCAUCCUCCUUCAACUCCUCUUCCUCGUCUCCUCGGUUCAGUUCUGACCUGGAACAGGCAAGACCACAGACUACAGGAGAAGAGGAGCUUCAACUGCAGCUUGCCCUGGCCAUGAGUCGAGAAGAAGCAGAGAAGCAGCCAGUUCCUCCAGCUUCCGGUAUGGAUGAAGAUUUGCAGUUACAGAUAGUGCUUACCCUGAGCAAACAGGAGCAUGAGAAGGAAGUUAGAGCAUGGCAAGGAGAAAAUUCGCUGUUACAAAAGGCACUGGAAGAGAGCAACCUGGGUACUGAGGAGGAGGACGAAAAUGAUAAGAUGAAGAAAAGCCAGUCUUCUGUGUUGGAGCUGGCAGACAUUUUUGGAUCAGCACCUGUAACUUCUACCCACACAUCAGCUGACCCAUGGGAUAUUCCAGAUUCCAAAUCGACUGUGGAAUCAACAGGAACAUCCUGGCAUCCCACUGCAGACCCCUGGGUUCCUGUGCCUUCUGUGGAUCCCCUUAGUCAGACAACAUCAUCUACUAAUCAAGCCUCUCCGGGGCCCUGGAAUCUCCCACCCAUUUCCUCUUCUGCCUCGUGCUCUGAUCCAUGGGGAAUGAAGUCCACCUCUUCAAGUCUGUCAUCUUCAGGUCCCUGGGGAAAGCCCUCCCUGUCUGCUCCAGCCACUGCAGGCACUACUUCUAUUGCUGAUCCCUGGGGAGGCUCUACUGAUAAACCUGCCACAGCUAGCAAUGCUGCUUUUGACUUGUUUGCAAAGCUACCAGAACAAGUGGAUCAGCCAGAGCAUGACAACACCCAAGCUCCAUCAUCUGUGAAAUCUAACAGUCCCGUAGAUGUGGAUCUGUUUGGGGACAUUAUUCCAAGCACCAAGGAGAACGGAGUCAAGAAUAAGGACAUUUUUGACAUUACAGGUUUAGGAGACUCUCUUCCUGAUUCCAAGAAGGACAAAAAGGAUUGCAAAACUCCAGAGACCUUUCUUGGCCCAAAUGCCUCUUGCUUGGUUAAUUUAGACUCCUUGAUCACGGCUCCCCAGAGCUUGAAAUCUCGUAAUCCAUUCUUGGCAGGUCUCAGCACGCCAUCUCCCACCAAUCCAUUCAACGCCACAGACCAGCCCAAACCAACUCUCAAUCAGAUGCGAACCAGCUCCCCAGUGCCCAGCGUAGCUAUGGGAAUGCCCAUGAACUCCAUGACCUAUAGUGCUUCCCUCCCUCUUCCGCUCAGCAGCAUCCCAUCAGCAAUGACACUCCCAGCCUCCGUGAGUGCCUUCCCUCAGGCUGGAGCAAGGCCUUUCCCAGAGCUCCCCACCAAUUUGCCUCAACCUCUUCUACCACUGUCUGGCUCAGGUCCUGCUCCACUACCUUCUCAAGGCAGUAUGAACCCUUUCCUUUGAGAAGAUGCUGUCUGCAUUGUGUAAACUCUCUUGUCCCUUCUCCAGCUGUGACGGAAAUCCUCCAAUGCCACAGUGUCAUGGGCACUGACUCGUACAUUGGGAUGAAGGACAUUUCUCCCUGGAUGCUCUUCUCCUAGAUCCUGCACAGGACAGAGACAAGCUAGCCUGACCCUCCUUGCUUGAAGAGUUAACCGAGGAACCAGCUGCUCCUUCAUGUUGAACGCUGCUCCUGGUGGUAUUACAGACAUUCUGGUCACCAACUGGCACUGCUUCGGUGGGCAUAAAGCCCACUGGAGUUCCCUAAAGAAGGGCUUUAAUUUUUGAGGGCCUCUGUUCUCAAAGGUUUUUUUUUUUUAAAUCCUGGUGCACAUGGAAAUUAAUAUAAAACAUAAAUUAACUCAUUAAGGUUGUGCCCACAGAGGGAAGGGAUGUCUUUGUAAGUUGCAUGGAAAACACAAACACUUUUGCCAAAGCUUGUAGCUACGUGGCAUGCAUGACAAGGGCACAGUCUCAUUUCUGGAGAUCAGGGCAGCCCAACAAGUAUAGUGGAGGUCCGUACAAAAGAAGAAUUCAGAUUUCUUUUGCCAGUGACACCUUCUGACUAAGAAAAACCUCUUCCUCAGCUCCAGUCACCCAGUAACACUGUGGAAAGCUCACAGUCGGCAACUAGAAGACCCAGAUUUUAUGACCAUAAAAAACCUUGCAUAAAUAUUCCUCUUGUGCAUUCUUUGUGCUGGUUGCAAAGUAUAGAGCAGAUUCUGAAACGAACUGUUGGGGACCAGUAAGGAGGAGAGAUAGGAUAUAUAUUUAUUUUAAAAAUGUGUGCAGAACAAGAUUGUAAGACUGGAUAAUCUAUGGAAACGUCUGUAUGGCUGGCAACGGGGUUGGUGAAAAAGAAUGGGGUAGCACAAAGAACUCAUCUCCAGCCCCCUGAUCACUGGAAGCCUAACCAACUUCCUACUAAUUCUUUAAUAGAAUUAAUUGAAAGAAAUUACUGAAUGUCUAUUGAAUAAUAGACCUGGCUUUUAUAAAAA